This is a messenger RNA of Durotheca rogersii, 1098 nucleotides long. RefSeq lists its product as uncharacterized. The coding region runs from base 1 to 1098 and encodes 365 amino acids. The record is from RefSeq and is a predicted model, not a curated record. Lineage: Eukaryota; Fungi; Ascomycota; Sordariomycetes; Xylariales; Xylariaceae. The transcript has 5 exons.
AUGCUGUCUGCGCUCCGUCGCGCCUCGGCCGAGGCCGCUUCCCCGCUGCCGACGGGGAUCGUUGUCACGGACUCGAACCUGAACCCCAUCCUACAGAUGAUCACCUGGCUCUUGCUCGCGUUGACGGCGCUCAUGCUCUGCUUUCGGUUCCUGACCAAGUUCUUCCUGAGGACGAACCAACGGUUCGGAUGGGAAGAGGUGUUUAUCACGUCUGCAUUCCUCUCUGGUGUCGGUGAAUCGGUGACGUUCCUCGUCCCGGCGGGAACGAUUUUUGGCAAGGAUUCGGGGGACAUCUCGGGCGCGGAGCUGACAGCAGGCUUGAAGGUCCAAUACGUCGGGGAGCUCCUCUUUAUCCUUACCCUCGGGCUUGCGAAGCUCUCGGUCUGCGCCGGCUUCACGGCACUGUCGCUAGACACAGAACACCGCCGCCUCACCUCCAUCUUCGCCUCCGUGUCUAUAGCAUGGACCGUGGUGGCUUUUGUCGGAACUGCUUUCCAGUGUGGUGCUAGCGGGCCGUGGGAGGGGGGGGACCUCCAGUGCCUCGACAAGCACGCAUUUUUAUAUUAUGUUACUAUUUCGAACAUCAUAACAGACAUCGCGCUAAUACUGCUCCCGGUGGCCGUGAUAUUACCCCUGAACAUAGACUUCAGGGCGCGAGUCGUCGUCUUGAGUUUCUUCUCCGUAAGAAUAUUGGCUAUCAUAGCCACGGCCUUCCAGAUGACCUACAUCCCCCGCCUCUUCGAAGACAAUUUCACGUUGCGGUCCUUUCCGUAUUAUCUUAGCGCGCAAUUCGUCCAAUUCGCGAGCAUAUCCGCCGCUUGCGCCGCGUAUCUCUGGCCGUUCCUCCGCUCGUUGCGCAGCGGCCUCUUUGCGGCCGACAAAACCGGCUUCCCGUCCCCGUACGCUUUAUCCAAACUGAACAAGGGCGUGCGUAAGGACGCAGAUGUUGAUAUGUCGGCAGGUAACUCCUCGAGGAACAGGGAUCGGAGCAACUACAUCAAGAUCACCACAGACAAUACGGUGACUACUUCGACACGAAGUCACGAGUCCAAACCCCACGAACCGAUCGGGACAGAGGCGUAUAUGAAGGGCUGGUAG